Molecule: messenger RNA, 1320 nt
Organism: Nylanderia fulva
Lineage: Eukaryota; Metazoa; Arthropoda; Insecta; Hymenoptera; Formicidae
Gene: Mdh1
Product: malate dehydrogenase 1
Biological process (GO): malate metabolic process
Molecular function (GO): L-malate dehydrogenase (NAD+) activity
Source: RefSeq, a predicted model, not a curated record
UUGGCGACCCUGUUUUUUAAUCAUUCAAUUCCAGUUGAUCCGGCUGGUCAGGUGUUGCGUCAUUGAUCUCCUCAAUAACACAUCAGAUCGUAAUAUUCGCAAUAUAUAAAGCAAGAGCAAUUCUUUAUCGCUAAAAGUAAUAGACAUAUUGCAAAAAAUGGCAGAACCCAUUGAUGUCGUGGUUACUGGUGCUGCUGGGCAAAUUGCCUAUUCUCUAUUGUACCAAAUUGCAGCUGGUACAGUUUUUGGUCCAGAACAACCUGUUAAUCUUCGAUUAUUGGAUAUUUUACCUAUGAUGAAAGUAUUGGAUGGAGUGGUUAUGGAACUGGAGGACUUGGCACUUCCUCUGUUACGAGAGGUUUUGCCAACGGCUGAACCAGCAAAGGCCUUUAACAAUGUAGCAGCUGCUUUCUUAGUUGGAGCAAUGCCUAGAAGAGAAGGAAUGGAACGUAAAGAUCUUUUAGCUGCAAAUGUAGAAAUUUUCAAGGUGCAGGGCGAAGCAUUAGAUAAAUAUGCUCGUAAAGAUGUCAAAGUGUUAGUUGUAGGUAAUCCUGCUAACACUAAUGCACUUAUUUGUUCACAUUACGCACCAUCUAUCCCAAAAGAAAACUUUACUGCGAUGACUAGAUUGGAUCAGAAUAGAGCACAAGCAGCAUUAGCCACACGAUUAAAUGUGCAGGUUGAUAAGAUCAAGAAUGUCAUUAUUUGGGGCAAUCAUAGCUCUACGCAGUAUCCUGAUGCAGCACAUGCAACAGUAACUCUUUCGUCCGGUGUAAAAGCCGUACCAGUUGAGAUUAACGACGAUGAAUGGCUUAACAAUACCUUUUUAGCAACGAUUCAAAAACGCGGCGCCGCAGUAAUAGCUGCUAGAAAGAUGUCCUCCGCCAUGUCCGCCGCUAAAGCAGCUGGAGAUCAUAUGAAAGAUUGGUGGUUCGGUACUAAACCUGGAGAAUGGGUCAGCAUGGGUGUUGUAUCUGAUGGAAGUUACGGAGUGCCAAAAGAUAUUGUCUUUUCCUUCCCUGUCGCCAUUAAGGACAAACGCUAUGAAAUCGUCCAAAACCUUGCAAUCAAUGACUUUGCAAAAUCAAAACUGGACAUCACAUCUAAGGAAUUAGAGGAAGAACGUGCCGAGGCAAACAACGUAUUGAAAAAGUGACUAGUAGCGUCAGUGCAAAAUGAUGAAAUGAAAAAAGAGGAAUUUGUGUUAGCAAAAUUGUAAAAAAAAAGUAUUGAUAAUGUUACUCAGAUAAAAAUGCACACAUAUAAAACAAAUGUUUUUAAAAACAUUACAGUUAAAAUCACGAAAAUAAAUAAUGAAUA